Molecule: messenger RNA, 1264 nt
Organism: Rattus norvegicus (Norway rat)
Lineage: Eukaryota; Metazoa; Chordata; Mammalia; Rodentia; Muridae
Product: glutamic acid-rich protein-like
Source: RefSeq, a predicted model, not a curated record
GCCUGCUUGAAGAAAAAGAGGGGCAGCUCAGGUCAGAGAUAAUGCACACUGGUCUACAGGUAUAGGGGCCCUCAAGGGGGGGUUUCCCUGAAGUGUCUUAGUGGUAGCCACAAAUACAAUUUUGGUGGCUCUCAGGUUACAUCUCAAAGCAUUACUAAGGAGACACACCCUUUUCCGAUAGCCAAGGUUGAGGUGUGGCCCCAGAGGCACCAAGGACAGAAUUGCUAUCUGAGAAAGAAGAUAAAACCGUGAACCACAGGGUUGUGCAAGGGGUUAAGAAGUGUCCCUUAUUACAAAUGGUGUUUCUGGGGAGAUUCCUCGGAAACGGCAGGGAGGAGUCGCUGGGAGAGGAAGAAAGGCCGAACCUGCUUCUGUCUGAAUGUGAAGCGUGGUCACCGCUGCUUCAACGUCUCCAUGACACAAAAACCUUGCAGUUUGGAGGAGGAGGAGGAAGAGGAGGAGGAGGAGAAGGAAGAGGAGGAAGAGGAGGAGGAAGAGGAAGAGGAGGAAGAGGAAGAAGAGGAGGAAGAGGAGGAAGAAGAAGAGGAAGAGGAGGAAGAGGAGGAAGAAGAAGAGGAAGAGGAAGAAGAGGAGGAAGAGGAAGAGGAAGAGGAAGAAGAGGAAGAGGAAGAGGAAGAAGAGGAAGAGGAAGAAGUGGAGGAGGAAGAAGUGGAGGAAGAAGAGGAGGAGGAAGAGGAGGAAGAGGAAGAAGACGAUGACCUGACGUUCCUCCAGGAAAGCCCCUUGAGCAGUGCUUGCACUGACAUUACUAGUAUGGCUUUGAUGGAGGAGCAGGUCACUGGUCCCUUUCUCUGUUCUUAAUGUGGCCUCGUGAAAUGGACACUUAGAAUGCUAUCGGUCAGCUGAGGGAAGGAAGAGAUUGUGCAGUGAGUCAAGCCUAGCUAGCUUAGCCUCCCACCGCUUCCCGGACACUCCAGUGCUCAUCUGGGUAUCCCCUUCAUCUGGAGGAACUGAGGGGAAGAAGCCUUGUGGCAAGCAUCUCAUUCCACCUCCCACAGGGAGCAGUGUGCUUGGGGUAGACAUGGUAUGUGUGUGUAGUCAGACUGAAGAUCUACUAGGAUUCCUGGGGCAGAGCCAUUGAGCAGCCCAAGAGCUUAUGGGGACCAUCUGGGGACCAGAAUCAGAUAAAAGGGGACUUGGUUCUCGGGAAGACUGUUAAGCUGCUAGAUCAAGCCUUGCCUGAAACCUGAUUGAUUGUAGGCUUUUCCCCCCAAGAAUGAAUAAAGCCCCCUACAGUCUGUAA